AAUUAUCCCUCAUCUUAUAAAUCUUCACAAUAAUAAACGCAACGGCCAUAAGUGUGUCGGCUUUUUGGAAAUUAACAUCGUAUUUUUGUUAAUAAGAUUAUCGCUUGGAACAAAGAAAGAUGAAUAUUGCACUAGGACUUUGCUUGUUUGUAUUGACUGUUGCAGUUCAGCAGGUGUCAGCUUUGGAGUGCUACAGUUGUCUCACUGGUUGCGACGACCCAUUCAGUGCCAAUGGUGUGUCAAAAACUGAUUGUAGCGGGUCAUGUAUGAAAACGGAAAAAGAUGGAAAAGCAAUGAGAAACUGCCUUCCUGGUGUGAAGAAGAACGGCUGUGAAGAAGCAGCUGGUGGGAACGUCUGUCUCUGCACAGGAGAACUUUGUAAUGGAGCAUCAGAGCGAUACCUGUCUCGUGUCAGCAUUGUUGUAACCAUUGUGUGUGUCUGUAUGAGUGUCUUUAAACAUAUCUUCUAAAAACAUAAACUCUCCAACAAUAAACAAAUCAGUACAGAUCUGUCUACAACGUGAUCAUUGUGGCCGAUUGUCGUGUAUAUGUGAAUUUAAAAUAAAGAUUUAACGAACAUUUACCAUUAAAAUGAUAUCUUAUUAUUCUAAAGUGUAUGCCGCUAUGAUUUGUUAAAUGCUUUCAAACUUAAUAUUAUUUAAUGUCAAGCAUAUUCUAUGUUCUGUUUUGAAACAUGUUUAUAACUUAUUAUUGUUUUGUGUAACAUAACAUCUCAAAGAAAUUUAUUUUAUUUUUCUUUAAAACUGAAGCAUUUUAUGUGAAUAAUGCAUCAUACCAAAAACAAAUAACCAUAUUUCGGUAAUCUCACUUCAAUUUAAACAGACAUAACAUUACCGUACAUGUAAAAAAGGCUUGCCACAACAUUUUCAAAGGACAGCUGUCAGUUACACAAAAGGAAUUUGUAUUUGAUUCACGCAUCGAAAGUUGUUUUGUUAAGUUAAUAUAUUACUUACAACAUUGUUUUUACCAUUUGUAUAGUCUUGCUACAAGCAUACUUGACAUUCUUAUCGCUUUAUACAGGCAUACACAUCUUUCACAUUAUGCUGUGCUUUAUCACCUAUCAAUAUAAUGAAAGACUGAGUGUUUGAAAUAAAUAAAUCUUUCCAAAUUU
Messenger RNA from Mercenaria mercenaria, 1132 nucleotides. RefSeq lists its product as uncharacterized. NCBI's taxonomy places the organism in Eukaryota, Metazoa, Mollusca, Bivalvia, Venerida, Veneridae. The coding region runs from base 120 to 470 and encodes 116 amino acids. The record is from RefSeq and is a predicted model, not a curated record. The transcript is spliced from 3 exons.